AUGUCUACAGCACCAUCAGGGUCCGCCGCGCCGCCGAUACCCACGAUCCAUCUGGAGGUACCGCAAGAGACCGACCGCCAACAAAGCUAUGGCUCCGGCAUCCUGGGUGACACCGAAGAUGGCACAACGCAUCAUGCCGCGGGGAUCGAGCUGCCGGCGUCUAGGAGCUCGGGGGAGAACAUGUCGCAUCUGAGCCGGAGCCCGUCUCAUUCCAUUAACAGUGCCCGCCCGGAGAUGGAUGAGGAGACUGUGGAGCUGUGGCGGAGAGCAAUAAGGCUCGACGACGAGCGCAGACGGGGCAGUUCCUCUACACGUGCUCGGACACCUAACACCAGUUCUUCACGGUGGUCGUCGUCUCACCAGCCCGCCAGCGGUGAUAACAGGAGUGUCACGGAGCAGCAGCAGGGCAGAAGGGAAGAGGAAGUCAUGGAGACUCUCUACGCCCCCGGCAUCGUGGGCAAGAUAUCCUGCACACGAGCGGGAGGAAAGGAAUAG
Molecule: messenger RNA, 495 nt
Organism: Geosmithia morbida
Lineage: Eukaryota; Fungi; Ascomycota; Sordariomycetes; Hypocreales; Bionectriaceae
Exons: 2
Coding region: 1-495 (164 amino acids)
Source: RefSeq, a predicted model, not a curated record